AUCCUUCAAACUCCGGGUAUAAAAGGCAACUAAGUCACAACAUUUUUUUUCACUCUUCGUUCUGUCUUCAAGCUCUUCUCCUAAAGAGGCUACACCCCUUUCUUUUCUCUGUUGUUUUUAUGCGUAUUUCAUAUAGAGUUAUAUACCACCAUACCAACAUAUCCUCAGCAUAAAUGUCCGCAACUACAAGUAAACUCGUGUUCUUAAUCGAUGAACAAUCCUUAAUGACCUCGUUACUUUCACUGGACGAACUAAAACUUUCUAUUAUGCGUAUCUUGAUUUACUAUCACUUUCAGAAACGACAAAUUCAAUGGGGUUUUCGGUUAUUCAGCACACAGACGCGAUAUCCUUCAGAAUCAAUGCGGCACUUUUAUACAAUGACACCAGACUCUUUUGAGAUACUUGAAAAAGAGUAUGUAAAGCGAGAUAAAACUCGACCCAAGCAAGUGGUACUGGGUACACCUAUCAUGCGAAUCAAGCAAGUACUUAAAGAAGUCAUUGGUGACUUUCAGUGGGAAAAUAACGACCUGGGAUCUACAGAUACAGCAAAGAAUUACAUCUUUAUCAUGUCAGCCUGCCCUUCUAAUUUGAUUGAAAUGAACCAAUUCUUUAUCUCUCCUCACCCAGAUGACAACAAGCUAUUGAAUGUUGCAUCUUUACCGCAAUAUUUUGAUCAGACAAGACUUGAAUUAUCCAGCACAUUAUUACAAAGCUACAACGCACGAAACAUUGCAUUGAGUAUCAUUGAUACUUAUAAAAAACCACCUAUCAUUAAACCACUCGAUCAGUGGAUAAACCGAAUUUCACGGCAAGGAUUUGCAGCUUGCUUUGAACAUUUUGGUGGAAAAUACAUACCACUUCGUCUCCUUAUUCGCGGUUCUAAUCUAUACGGUCGAUCCUUCUUGACUGACAUUCAGGACUUAUUGCCUAACCAAAAGCCAAUUUCAGUAUUGCCUGUCUGGAAAGGCUCUUUCAAGACAUUGUUUGGGAAAAAGUUUGUUAACUUUGCACUCUAUCCUUCAUUGCGCAAAAAUACACCCACUGAUCUAGCGUUUGUAGCUGAAAUUCGUGUCCUUCAAAUGAUCCAUGUCAGCCAAUUUUCUUGCUCUUGGUUGGCUUCACAACGAUCAGACUAUACGCUAGUCCAUGAUGCUCCUCAUACGUCUCGUGCUUUUAAGGAUUGUAUAAGUGAAUUAUUCAAAAAGCAGUCGAUUCUUAUUGCUGAAUUGGUGCCAAUGGAGGGAUUUGAACAGUAUGUUCAGAACAAAAAAGUGCUUAUUGAAGCACUUUCCCCAACAACAGCUUCUCUUCGAUUCUUGAAUAUUCAACAUGUACCUCGUACAUUAAACAAUAAACCGAGUAUCGUAGAGCACUACCCUAUUGGCACUUGCCGUAUGGUAGACGAUUCUCUGCCUCUUGAACUACCAAAGGAAUUGUUGACUGAAGAGAAUGUUUCAUACAAAAUCAAAAAAAUUCCUGAUUUUGUCAGACAAUUGGCUCUAUCUGAUCAACCUAAGAUGAGCAUAGAACAAAAGCAAGAGCCUAUGCCAUUGUCUAAAAAAGAACAGGUGGUAGAGAAAAAAAGAGCACCAUUGCCUACGAAUGUAAAUAUGCUUGAAAAAGCACUCAAAGACUUAUACUUUGAAGCUGUAUAUACACAAAAGAACACUAUGGAUAACAUAAUCAUUACUAUCAAGAAAUGGAUAACCAGUUUGAGUCGUAGUUGUAUAAAGGAAGACAUUAUACGUAUAUUGUUUAAUCAUACAAUUACGUUAGAAGAUUUAGAAGCAAAAUACAAAAACAGUAUCAUACCUCAAAUCAAAGACAUACAGAAUGCAACACUUGAACAAACUUAUCAAUAUGAAUGGUGGCAAGAAAUCAAAUCAAGGUCUCAUUCUAAUCCCAGAUUUGAGAAACUAAGCAGCCUUGCUGUGAAGACAAGAGAGGCCCAAGUACAAGUCAUUCUUUAUUGCUUUAUAUGCAGACUCGUGUCCAAAGCACCAGCAAACAGUACUAAGCGAGACCCAGCUUUGUUAGCCGAGGAUUUCUUUCAAAAAGUGGUGGUCACUCUAACUAUGCAUGACCUCGGCAAUUUCUUAAGCGAAUUAGAUUCCGAAGAAGGCCCACAAGCAACCAAAAGAAGAGAUCUUUGUGAUUUGAGCGAUCAUGCUUUUAUGGAAGUAUUGGCAAAAAGAUUUCAAGCUUUACCUCAUUUGAUCCAAAAGUUCAAGGAACUGUCUGGUACAGAUGAAAUGGCUUCCUCUUCAAGCUCUUCUGAUCUAGAAGAUGAUGUGACAAAUCUGGAUGUACCAAGCUUUAAAUCGGCAUCAAACAGCCUUCAUGUUUCUCCAAGGAACAAACCUAUUCGACAGCAAAAAAGAAACAUAUCAGCUCUGUCCAUAAGAACUCCUUGUUGUCAAGCCCUCAAAGGUCAACUUCCAAGACAUUCGCUCCUAUCAAGAUAAAAAAGACAAAUAGCAAUACACUAGACAUGUUCCUAAAGCGAACUGUAGAC
Molecule: messenger RNA, 2515 nt
Organism: Gilbertella persicaria
Lineage: Eukaryota; Fungi; Mucoromycota; Mucoromycetes; Mucorales; Choanephoraceae
Exons: 5
Coding region: 174-2465 (763 amino acids)
Biological process (GO): response to ionizing radiation; regulation of DNA-templated DNA replication initiation; mitotic G2 DNA damage checkpoint signaling
Cellular component (GO): nucleus
Molecular function (GO): chromatin binding
Source: RefSeq, a predicted model, not a curated record